This is a messenger RNA of Notolabrus celidotus (New Zealand spotty), 1318 nucleotides long. It is a transcript of the gene ved, whose product is annotated as ventrally expressed dharma/bozozok antagonist. Lineage: Eukaryota; Metazoa; Chordata; Actinopteri; Labriformes; Labridae. Gene Ontology annotation, biological process: central nervous system development; neuron projection morphogenesis; endocrine pancreas development. Gene Ontology annotation, cellular component: nucleus. Gene Ontology annotation, molecular function: sequence-specific double-stranded DNA binding. The record is from RefSeq and is a predicted model, not a curated record. The coding region runs from base 229 to 1101 and encodes 290 amino acids. The transcript has 3 exons.
CCUGCCUGUAACAGCCUCUCUGAGACUCUGAAUGAGACGUCUUAAUGACUCUGGUUGUGAAAACGUAAAGGAGGGGAGGAUGUGAGCUUUGAUCUGACGGAGGGACCCCCCCUUUAAAUACAGACCGCCUGUGAGGAAGGGGGGACAGUCAGGACCACACCAGCAGAGACCUCAUCCAGCAGCUUGGACUCAACUUCUAAAAGGACUUAACUCUAGCACUCUGCAGCCAUGAGAGGACGCUUCUCCAUUGAGUGGAUGGCCCAGAGCAGCCAGCCUGCAGGGACAGAGACCCAGGGAUCUGGAUCAGGAUCUGGACCCGUGACUUGUGGAACAAACGCAGAGAGUCUGCCGGGUUUCUACUGCCGGCAGAGGUCUGAAGUUUUACCUGAGCAGGAGAUCAGGAGCCAUGAGGAUGAGUUCAGCUCGACGCAGCACACAAACCCUCAGAGUAAUCCAGUCUCUGAGGCCGGUUUCAGCAGCGGGACAGAAGAAGAGACAUCCGGCUACGAGAGCGAAGGAGGUCAUUCCAUCUCCCUCUCAGCCCCCGACGCAGACUGCACCUCCUCCCCUUCCUCCCCUUCCUCCUCCUCCUCUUCCUGCCCCACGUCGCCCCCUUCAGGCAGGAGGCCUCGCACGGCGUUCACAGCGGAUCAGAUCAGCAGCAUGGAGCGAGCGUUCAAGAGGAACGCUUACCUGGGAACGCAGGACAAAGCUGAGCUGUGCAAGAAGCUCAACCUGUCAGACAAACAGAUCAGAAACUGGUUCCAGAACAGGCGGAUGAAGCUGAAGCGGACGGUGCAGGACGCCCUCGCCCACGCCUGUCAGGCUAACGUCGCCUCUCAGUUGAUGCAUUAUCCAGAGCUGCAGGCGUACAGACCAGGACCGUACUCCAGGUAUCACUCUGCAGCAGGAGGACAGGAGGGCCCGGCUGCAGCUUCGUACAUCCACCCACACAGCCUGCAGUACGGCUCGGCUCUGCCCAGCGUCCCCUCUCUGCCUCUGGACUCUUUCUAUCAGUACAGCAGCCUACCUGGAGUCAUGCUGCCGUCUGCAGCCGCUCCUCUCAUGGCUUCUUACGCCGCAUAUCCUCAGUACUACUGACACAGACCUCUAAAAGCUACUGAGACAAAAACCCUCCUCGUCCUGUCCCCACAGGAUCCCUCCUGAAGGACUUUAAUACUUGAAACCAGACUCAGACAGGGUGGUGUGCAAUACUGUGAAUUCUGUGUAUCUCUGCUUGUAACUGAUGUAUAGUUUGGAAAUAUUUAAAAUGAAUCUAUGAAAUGUAUAUUUGAAUUUUGUUGUGAAGUUGCUGUGA